Messenger RNA from Tinamus guttatus (white-throated tinamou), 1440 nucleotides. NCBI's taxonomy places the organism in Eukaryota, Metazoa, Chordata, Aves, Tinamiformes, Tinamidae. The record is from RefSeq and is a predicted model, not a curated record.
CAUGGUGUCGGCGCCGUCGGGCUCGCCGUUCCCCGAGGUGGUGGAGCUCAACGUGGGCGGCCAGGUGUACGUGACGAGGCACGCGACGCUGCUCAGCGUGCCGGACAGCACGCUGGCCACCAUGUUCUCGCCGUGCCGGGGCGGCCCCGCCGCCGCCCGCCAGCUGCCCAGGGACAGCCGGGCGCGCUUCUUCAUCGACCGCGACGGCUUCCUCUUCAGGUACGUGCUGGAUUACCUGCGGGACAAGCAGCUGGCGCUGCCCGAGCACUUCCCGGAGAAGGAGCGGCUCCUGCGCGAGGCCGAGUACUUCCAGCUGGGCGACCUGGUCAAGCUGCUGUCGCCCAAGGUCGCCAAGCAGGGCUCGCUCAACGACGAGGGCUGCCAGAGCGACCUGGAGGACAGCGCGUCGCAGGGCAGCGGCGAGCGGGCGGCGCUGGACAAGCGCUCGGGCUUCCUCACCGUGGGCUACCGCGGCUCCUACACCACGGUGCGCGACAACCAGGCGGACGCCAAGUUCCGCCGCGUGGCCCGCAUCAUGGUGUGCGGCCGCAUCGCCCUGGCCAAGGAGGUCUUCGGCGAGACGCUCAACGAGAGCCGCGACCCCGACCGCCCCCCCGAGAAGUACACGUCGCGCUUCUACCUCAAGUUCACGUACCUGGAGCAAGCCUUCGACCGCCUCUCCCAGGUUUCGGGUCACUUGCAAGUGGCAGAUGAAGCGGUGACGAAUGGCAAGCAUCCGUCUCGCAGAGUGCCCUUCUGCAUGGGAGCUGGGCUAGAGAGCGGUUUGGGGCUGAUAAAACCGCAGCUGGGCAAAAGCACCAGCCCUUGGUGGAGAUUUGCCGUUAAAAGACACAGCCUCUCCGACUUGUCCAUGUGUUUUGUGAGCGUCAUGGAGAUGGUUCCUGGCCCCCCCUGGAGAGGAGAGAAAGCCCUCCGGGAAGCUGCUGCCGAGGAACAGCAGCCGCAGGGGUGCCAGCACUUACCAGAAGCCUCUUCCUCUCCUCUGCCGUUGAAAAAGUUGCUCCAAAUGAGAUUAAAGGGAGUAAAAGUUCUGAUGAGACCAUCUUACAUGUUGCAGUAUAAUCUCGUGGAAGUCAUUGCAGUCUAUCAAGUCAAGGAGUUCUCUAUGCAGAUGGCUUGCUAUAAAAAUGCAAUUCAAAAUAUAUUUGAUAAUAGAUUUCAAAGAUUCCACUUAAAUGAUUUAGAGAAAUCAACGUAUGAUGCUGUGUUGGAAUUUGUCAUGAAUUUCAUGGUAGAGAGUGAACUUAAUUUUGGGGGCAGCACUGUGGGAGCUUUCCACGUGACACUGCAGGCUUACUUGACUGCUUUGGGCAGCGUCCUGCGUGCACUGCUUCGUGGAUUCCUUCAUUCUGCCAUCGAAAUAGAAGAAGCUGCCUGCAUCUGGGGUGGCUUGGGAAAAGCUGGUGCCAGCAGCACGAA